Messenger RNA from Geosmithia morbida, 1302 nucleotides. RefSeq names its product Fungal specific transcription factor domain. The record is from RefSeq and is a predicted model, not a curated record. The transcript has a single exon. Bases 1 to 1302 code for a protein of 433 amino acids. Lineage: Eukaryota; Fungi; Ascomycota; Sordariomycetes; Hypocreales; Bionectriaceae.
AUGGUGUUUGCUAUAUAUACACUGGCAAUGACGAGCGUAUCGUCAUCCGAGUGCAGCAGUAUCUUUUCCGAGUCCCGCAGCAGCCUCCUGGAACGCUAUCGAAUCGCAGCGUUGCGGGCUCUCGUGCUAGCCGACAUCUUCACAACCAGAGACUUUGAGGUCCUGCAGGCCCUCGUGCUCUACCUCUUCUCCGACACGGAUUCGAAGCUCUCCCUUAGCCUCAUCGCCAUCGCCAGCAGGAUUGCCCAGUGCAUAGGCCUCCCACCGACGACCGACGACCCGAGCAUAACGGUUUUCGAGACCGAGAUGCGUGUGCGCCUGUGGUGGCAGUUCCGCGGCCUCGAGAUAUGCAGCGUCUCGCUACUUAUCCCACAUGCCAAGCCACCCUUCACGGACCACACUGGUAUUCGGGCGCCUCUCAACGUCAACGAUGCCGAUCUGCAUCCCGCCAUGGCCGAGUUGCCCGUCGCCCAGCCCGGUCCUACCGAGAUGCUGUUUCCGCUCAUCAAGUUCGAGGCAAUACAGUGGAUCCAGACAUCGUUGAGAGGGAAGAGGCUCUUCCAAAGCCUCCACCCCACCGCUUCUAUCAAGAGGCUGACUACUGGAGAGUUGAACGAAACCAUUGACGACCUACAGAGGCACAUCGAUGCCAGGUUCACAAGGUUCCUCGACGACCGCAUCCCCCUGCACUUCCUGGCACUGAACCUGAUCAGGUCAUUUUUUUCCAAUAUGCGACUCAAGGCGAACCAUCCCCGCAAACGUCUUGAACCGAAGUCUUCGGGGGGGGACUCCGUUGACCCUCACGAGGUAGACCAGGAAGAACUGGAUGCCUGGUUUGAUUCGGCCCUGCAAGUUCUCGAGUCUAGAGCCGCCAUCUCCCAGACUGUCUUUAGCAGUCGUCUCUACGCCCACAUGGCUGGUAGGCUGGACAUGGAUGCCCUAAUCUACGUACUCAGCGACCUCAGACAACCACAGAGGCUCGGUGCCAAGGCCGACAAGGCGUGGAAGCUCGUCGGACAGAUCUACUCUACGUGCCAGGGGUCGACUUUCGGCUCAGACAGCAGCUUCUGCGUCGCGAUGGGUGACCUGGUACUCGAGGCUUGGAAUGCGCGGGUCCAGGAGCCGAGAAUAACUCAGGACAUCGAGGUCCCCCCGUAUAUCCAGACACUGCAGGCUGCUAGAGCUACGAGAGAAGGUGGUGAACGGCAUAGCUUGGACGAACUGGUGAGGCCGGAAAUGAUUGAUUGGGAUGAUGCGUACUGGGGGACACUCUACAACGUAACAGGGGUGAACUUCCUGUAA